Lathyrus oleraceus (garden pea) is the source of this 1340-nucleotide messenger RNA. Its product is annotated as transcription factor bHLH19. The record is from RefSeq and is a predicted model, not a curated record. The transcript is spliced from 4 exons. The coding region runs from base 79 to 1035 and encodes 318 amino acids. Gene Ontology annotation, molecular function: protein dimerization activity. Lineage: Eukaryota; Viridiplantae; Streptophyta; Magnoliopsida; Fabales; Fabaceae.
CAUCUUCACAACAACACUUUCUUCUUUUUCUUCCUCACUUUUCCUCAUCCAAGUUCAUUUAGAAAUUCAAGCUCAAAGAUGAUUCAAAUUUCGUCUUCCAAUUACAUGCCUGAAUUUGAAAUGGAAGACACUAGUUUGUUUCAAGAAAUGGAUUCAUUUGCAUUCAACUUUGAUGAUAUUUCAUACUUGAACUCUUUUUCAGCAGCAUCCACACCUGAGAGUACUCAUUCCUCUCAUAAUAAUAAUAAGAGAUUUCAUUCAGAAACCACACAAAUCAACUCUUUCCCCAUUGAAAGUCCUGAUCAAUCUGUUGCCUCUGCAACACUACCAACAAAGGCUUCUUCUUCUUCUUCAAAAAUCAUUUCUUUUGACAAUAUGGAUGCAAGGAUUAAGAAGCCAAAAAUCGAGUCUGAGUAUGGCGAAAACUUGAAUUUUGGAAGUGAGUAUGAUAAACGAGAAAACAAGGCUGCGACAGCGAUAACAAACAGAAACCCGAUCCAAGCACGAGAUCAUGUAAUAGCUGAAAGAAAACGAAGGCAAAACCUUAACCAGAAAUUCAUUGUUCUUUCCUCCAUUCUUCCUGGACUCAAAAAGAUGGACAAGGCAACUAUUCUGGAAGAUGCUAUAAUUCAUCUAAACCAAUUAAAAGAACAAGUCAAGAAUUUAGAGGAACAAGUAGCUGAUACAAAAGUCGAAUCCGCAGUUUUUGUGAAGCGAUCUAUUAUCUUUGCCAAUGAUGAUAGCUCCUCCACUUACGACGAAAACUCAGACCAAUCACUCCCAAAAAUCGAAGCAAGAGUUUCUGGAAAAGACAUGCUCAUCAAAAUCCACUGCCACAAACUCCGCGGCGGAACUGCGACGGCAAUACUCUACAAACUCGAAAAACAUCAUCUCAGCAUUCAGAGUAGUUCCGUUUUACCAUUUGGAAAUAACUAUAUUGACAUAACCAUUGUUGCUGAGGUGAAUAAAGAAUAUUGCUUGACAAUAAAAGAACUGAUAAGAAGCAUAAAUCAGGUUUUGAACCAGCUCGUUUGAUUCAAAAUAUCCAAAUUUUCUGAUGUGCAAGCUAAUGACUCAUGACUAUUUACUUCAUAAUGCUAAGGUGUUUUCCUUAUUUUUUGCACUCUAGCAUUUUCGGGACUCUGCAGUUUUUUUUUUCUUUCACACAAGAGGGAUUUUUUUAUAAGAUUUGACUCUUGAGAUUGAUCUGUUUGAUCCCUCUUUCACGUUGUGAAGAUUGAAUGACGAUGUUGAGUGUUUUUAUUAUUUAUGUUGUUUCUUUUGUCAUUUUGUGAUGUAUCAGUUCUAUAAAUUAUAUAAAAUUUUAUGAUUAUUGGAUA